This is a messenger RNA of Acanthochromis polyacanthus (spiny chromis), 4555 nucleotides long. It is a transcript of the gene p2rx7, whose product is annotated as purinergic receptor P2X, ligand-gated ion channel, 7. The coding region runs from base 81 to 1811 and encodes 576 amino acids. Gene Ontology annotation, biological process: response to ATP; monoatomic cation transmembrane transport. The record is from RefSeq and is a predicted model, not a curated record. Lineage: Eukaryota; Metazoa; Chordata; Actinopteri; Pomacentridae. Gene Ontology annotation, cellular component: plasma membrane; nuclear inner membrane. Gene Ontology annotation, molecular function: extracellularly ATP-gated monoatomic cation channel activity; ATP binding; purinergic nucleotide receptor activity. The transcript has 13 exons.
ACAGGAAGCAGCAGUGAAGGAAUGAGUCAGAGAUUCCUCCUCCUCCUCCUCAGCAGCUGCAUACUGAGCCGGGCUGAACCAUGCCGAGCUGCUCCGUCCUCCGACUCUGUCAGUAUGAAACCAACAAGCUGGUCCGGAUCCAGUCGGUCCGGCUCGGUUCCCUCAAGUGGAGCCUGAACGCUGCCAUCCUGCUCUUCAUCUGUGUCAUGAUGCUGUGGAACAGGAAGUACCAGGAGUUUGAUCUGGUGGUCAGCUCCGUCACCACCAAGCUGAAGGGCGUCGCUCAGAUCCGGCUGCCCGGCGUCGGUGAGCUGGUCUGGGACGUGGUGGACUUCAGCGGAGCCUCUCAGGAGAAGAACUCCUUCUUUGUGGUGACCAACGUCAUCGUGACGAAGAAUCAGAAGCAGGGGAGAUGUGCAGAGGUUCCCUCCAAAGGCAGAUCGUCGUGUCGCUCUGAUCAGGACUGUGAGAAAGGAGGCUGGGACCUGCACAGCCACGGGAUUCAAACCGGAUCAUGUGUGAAGUUCGACGUGUUGAAGAAAACCUGUGAAGUCUCCGCCUGGUGUCCCAUAGAAACCAAGACCAACCCACCGAGACCCGCUCUGUUGGCAGCAGCUGAGAAUUUCACCGUCCUCAUCAAGAACAACAUCCGGUUCCCGGCGUUCAACUUCAUCAGACGUAACAUCCUCCCAGGUAUGACCGCCGACUACCUGAAGAGCUGUAACCGUGGCAACGACUCGUUGUGUCCCAUCUUCAGACUGGGAGACGUGGUCCGGUCGGCUGGAGAGAAGUUCUCUGAGAUGGCUGUGGAGGGGGGCGUCAUCGGCAUCCAGAUCAAGUGGGACUGUAACCUGGACCCGCUGAUGCAUCGCUGCCUUCCCAGAUACUCCUUCAGACGUCUGGACGAGAAAGAAAGCAACAGAACGCUUUAUCCAGGACUCAACUUCAGGUUUGCUAAAUACAACCAGGUGAACGGUGUGGAGGAACGGACGCUCUAUAAAGCCUUCGGGAUCCGCUUUGACGUCAUGGUGUUCGGACAGGCGGGAAAGUUCAGCUUCAUCCAGCUCAUCGUCUACGUCGGCUCCACGCUGUCCUACUACGCUCUGACGACGGUGCUGAUCGACUGGCUGAUUGGAACCAGCUGCUACUCUGCAGAGGUCGGACAGAACUACUCAGAGAGGAAGGUGGAGGACGUCCAGGACCAGCAGAAGGUCAUCCUGGGUGUUUCCUACGUGGACGAGAACAACCUCCGACUGGUGAAGAGAUCCCUGAAGAAAAGCUUACAGGACGUCAAGCCGAUGUCGGUUCUGCCUCGACAGGAGGAUCCAGGACACCUGAGAGCCGUCCUCUGCCUCCUGCAGCCCCGUAUGGACCAGGACCAGGACCAUAAAGCUGACCAGAACCCCCGACCCGCUGCUCCCUCCUGGUGUAAAUGCGACUGCUGCGUUCCUGCCUCCCUCCCUCAGGAACAGUUGUGCUGCAGGCGGAGCUCCGGCGGCUGCAUCUCCUCGUCGCCGCUGUUCGAUCAGCUGGUUCUGCGGCGCCCCCUGCUGGAGGCCGUCCUGCUGUACCGGGACCCCCUGGCGCCUCUGGAGGACCGGGUCCGGACCGCCGCCCUGCGUCACUGCGCCUACCAGCAGUUCAUCAGCUGGAGGUUUGGGUCGCCGCCCGCCGGCUGCCACCCGGCCGUCCCCAGCUGCUGCAUCCAGAGAAUCCGGGAGGAAUAUCCGAGUCCGGAUGGACAGUACCGAGGCUUCAGGCCCGUCAGAACCACCAUCACCAUGCAGGGUGGCGCUAACGGAGAGCUGUGAGCUUUCGGAACCACAGCUGACCCACUAACACCCUUUUUAUGUCACAAAAAACCCACAAAAAAAAAGCAAUAACUUCACUGAGCCUAGCAGAAAAUGGAAAUCAGUCACUUUUCUGUCCGCAGGAGUUCAGUCAGACGACAACAAGAUGUGAAGGAGAACUUCCCAGAGUCCAUCAAUCUCAAGAGUUUCUGCCUUUAUAGGAAAGAAAAAAGCUGCAGACUGAAGGAAAGUUUCACAUCCGUCACUUCAUAUGGAGCGAUGAGGAGCUUCCUUCAGAGAGGAGAGAAAAAACACCAACAGCUCCGUGUGUUGAAGACCUGAUUUUAAACUGAGGAGAUCUACAUCAGCAGCUCUGAGGAUCUUUAUCUGCCUGCUAAAUCUAAAAAUAACAAUCUGCUUCAUGAGGAUUCUGGGUAAAGUCAGGAGGAAGAACUGUGUCGGUUCAGGACCAUGGAGGCUAUAAAGAGACUAAAACUAUUUUCCUUCUAAUGAUAUCAACCAACGUGCUCAGAAGUGUUGGAGGGAAUUAUUUUAUACUUACAAACAAAAACCCUCACAAAAUAAUGGAACCAAAGUUUGGGGGAAAUGUUCCAUUAAAAAAAUGCUCCGAAUUUAAAACUUGACUUAAAACUUGUCCAAAAUGUCUCAGUUGUCCAGGAAUGUACAGAAUUUGUCCAAGACUACCCAAAUAUUUCCAUGCUCACAUGAAAUUUGUCCAAAAUAACUGUUAAUUUGACUAGAAUGACUUAAAAUCUGUCCAUAGUCAUUCAAAAAAUCAAGAAAAUUAUUCAAAAUUUGUCCAAAAUGCCUUAUUAAUUGUCCAGAAAUGUACCGAAUUUCUCCAAGAUUACCCAAAGAUUUCCAAAAAAGCCCAAAACAUCCAUCAAUUUGACCAAAAUAACCGAAAAUCUGCCCACAGAUAUUGGGAAAAAAAGAUGAAAAUUAUUCAAAAUUUGACCAGAAUAACAAAACUUGUCUAAAAUGACCCAAAACCCAACCAGAAAUGACUUAAAACUGUCAAUUUGACCAGAAUUAUUCUAAAUUUGUCCAAAAUGUCUGUUUUCUGAGAAUGUCCAGAAUCUCUCCAAGAUUAUCCAGAUAUUUCCAAAAAAACGUGUCCAAAACAUCUGUAAAUUUGACUAAAAUGGAAAAAAUACGAAAAUUUUAAGAUGCAGAUGCUCUCUGAAAAUAGUCAUAGAUUUCUGAGAAAAAAAUUGAAUAUUCUCUUAAAUUAAAGUCUUACAUUUGUGAGAUCACUCACAAAUUUACAAGAAAAAAACAUUUUAAGAACUGUCAUUAAUUUGCAACAAUAAAAAUUCUCAAAGAUUAAAGUCCUAAAUGUACAACUGAUUCCUUUAAUUUAAUAUCACUAAAUGAAGGAGCUUUUUCUACCAAAUCUGUUCCUUUAAACCACUUCUUUCUAUCUUUUCUCCCCAUCAUGCACCUGUUUGUUGGAUAAACGAGACGAACUCUUUAACGUGUCGAAGGAUUCAGUUUCAGCUGAACUCAGUCAGUCCAAAGUAAGUAAAGAUGAAGAUAAGAAGCUCCAUUUGUCAGGUGAGGACAUGUUUCGGUGUGACGGCAGGAGGAUUAGGAGGUCGUACAUCAACCGGGACAUCAAAAAACACACCUUUGUGUUGCAGCUACACACUGAAUUAUCUGUUAAAAAGCAGAACAAGCAUUGUGGCCAGAGUUUUCAACGUAAACUCGGUAAAACAUCUGUUUUUGUUUGUUUAAAAAAAAUGGAUAAAUCCUGUUUGUCAGCUUAGAAAUGAUCUGUUUUUGAGAAAACAGAAAAAACAGAUUUAGUUCAGGUAAAAAAUACACACAAAAACAGCUCAAUAUAAAUGCAACACAAUGCCGAUUUAGUUCAUCUCUGGUUCUAUGUGAUCAUAAGAUUAAAUCUAAAAUGAUUAAUGACUAACUUCUACCAUAUAAAUAUUACAACUAUCUCUGAAGAGGAACCUACAAAAACACUCUUAACUCACCAAAAUAGUUUAAAAUUACUCUCAAACCUGCAUUUUUUUGUAACAGCCAGCUGGGGACGACUCCUCUUCAAAGAGAAAUGUAUAGUACUUCUUUAGGAUUCUAAAUAUGAUCCAAAAUGUGAUGUCGCUCUUAAGUAGAACCAAAAACUACACUCUGAACUCACUUUUAAACCUGCAUUAUCUCAACAAACCAGCAGGGGGCGACUCCUCUGAAAACAAUUCUAUGGAAGUCAAUGAGAAAAUGACUUCUCACCUGAUUUGUUUCCUCAAUGUUUUCCUGAUGAGUUUAUGGUCACAAACGCUAGCUUCAAGUCUCCUUUAAUAAAUAAUGGUGCUUGUUUGGUAAAUUAUGACCCUAAAUUCCAAAUUUAAUUAAUUAAUAUAACCCUUAAACUAUGUUAUAUGAGCUCAAAAGAAAAGAUAUUUAGCUGGAAAUGUCAAUCUAAUGGAGCAAAAUGUGAAUAUUUUCCAGUUUUCAGGUUGAAUAUGUUGCUCUACAGACCCACGUUUAAUGUUAGCUUCAAUUAUUUGUUGGUCUCCAUUUCGUCGACUGAUAAAAUUUUCAGAUAUUUCACUUUUAUCUUUCAAAAACUCCUCGACUAUACAGAACAGACUCCUGUUCCAAAGUCAACACAGACAGACGAUGCAUCAGAGCAAGUGUGAGUGCUUCAGUGAAAACAUUAGAAACACACUUUUGGAAGUUUUCGCUCCAUUUCUUCCGACUGUUAAAAUAAAGGUUGAUUUUUGGGUGGAAGA